Aspergillus calidoustus is the source of this 906-nucleotide messenger RNA. NCBI's taxonomy places the organism in Eukaryota, Fungi, Ascomycota, Eurotiomycetes, Eurotiales, Aspergillaceae. The record is from the annotation of a GenBank genome assembly.
AUGUCAUUCUAUUCAACGAAUAUGCCGAAUGGAGCGAAGCUAUGGGUAAAAACCCACGCGAUAGACCCAACGAUGACAAAAGUGCUGAUAUUCCCAUCCCCUUUUCAGCUCCUGGACCUGGGCAGCAUCGAUCUGGAUGCAGCCAACGUCCUCGCAGGACGCAACCAGUUCGCAGUCGGCCUUGCACCACAGCCGCAUGAGCGUCGCGACCUGAUCAUGAUAGCCGCUCUGAUCUACCACCCGCAUGUAGGCCUUGUUCUCUUCGACGCGGGCUCCUGCGAGGACAUCAUCACGAGCUGGGGCGCGAAGACAAUGGAGUGCAGCCCACGGAACUGGGAUAAAUCCGUACACGGCCUUGCCGAGGCUAUCCGAGCCACGGGGGCCGGGGAGAUCACGGAUGUCAAGGCGGUUGUGAUGAGCCAUCUCCACUGUGACCAUGCAGGGGGCUUGGAGCACUUCCUAGACACAGAGGUCGAAGUUUGGUGUCACGAGGAGGAGCUGAAGAAUGCCUUUUGGGCAUGUGCGACGCGGGUUGAUCAAGGCCCGUACUUGAAAGACUACCUGAGUGUCGACCGCUUGAACUGGAGGACUUUUACGGGUACGGUCUUUGAGGUCUUUCCGGGGAUUAUUUUGCAUCACUGCCCGGGGCAUACGGCGGGAUCCAUUGCCAUGCAAGUGAACCUGGAGAAGACGGGUACAGUCUUGCUUACGGGGGAUGCGUUCCACGUCAAGGAAAACUGGGAAGAGGGCAUUGCCCCAGGCACGUUGACGAGGGACUGGAACGAGUGGCAUCGGAGCCGGAAUUAUCUGCGCAGCCUGGCGCAAGCAAGACAGGCGAAGGUUAUCUUGGGACAUGAGAGGGCCUAUUUCAAGAGGUUGAGGAACAGUCCAGAGUACAAAGAAUAG